Xyrauchen texanus (razorback sucker) is the source of this 5221-nucleotide messenger RNA. RefSeq names its product metal cation symporter ZIP8-like. Gene Ontology annotation, biological process: zinc ion import across plasma membrane; intracellular zinc ion homeostasis. The transcript is spliced from 8 exons. Gene Ontology annotation, molecular function: zinc ion transmembrane transporter activity. Lineage: Eukaryota; Metazoa; Chordata; Actinopteri; Cypriniformes; Catostomidae. Bases 409 to 1740 code for a protein of 443 amino acids. The record is from RefSeq and is a predicted model, not a curated record. Gene Ontology annotation, cellular component: membrane.
AUUAGCCUACUCUUAAAUUAUUUGGGGUCUUUUUUUUUUCACCCGACAUUUGAUUUAAUUUAUUUUCAAUUCCGGAUUGUUUUGAUGGAGCCACAUUCCGUUCGACUACAGUUUUGAUGUUUAACAACUUUUAUUGUCGAAACAAACAGAAUUGGUCAUGUGGGCUGUGUGCCAAAUGGAGGCGCGACAUGUUGUCCAGGUCACCGUAAAAAUACAAAACAAAUAAUUAAUCCUUUCUAACAGCUCUUAUCUUUAUUCUUAAAAUGCAACUUUCCUUGUUGAUAUACAGUUCUCUGGAGUCGCGCGGCGUUUCUGAGAUCUUGAUAAUCUCCAAACGGGACAUUUAAAAGUUCCUUCUGCUUGUGAUUCACUCGAGCUUCUUGCGGUCAAGCGUGCGGUCUUGUAAUCAUGGCAGGCAUCGCCAAAUGUCUCAUUUACGUGUUUAUAGGGUUUCUAAUAACUAUGAGAUCGGGAGUUAAAGCAGAGUCGCUGCACAAGGUUUUCUUGAAGGAUAUUGUUGCGGUUUACGGAGAAAACGGUUCACUGGACCUCAAAGGAAUUAACAGUUUAUUGCACACAAUUGUGCAAGAAAAGACUCUGGAUUUGAACAUUCCUGCACAUGCUCAGCGUGUGUCUGGGGAAGAUAUCUUGGUCCACUAUGGUCUUCAGAACCUCACCCAUCUGAUAGAGGAACAUCUGGUCACUAUCUGCCCUGCCCUGCUCAACCAGGCUGUACUGCCACCCUGUUCAACUGAAACUCCAGGACUCACCAACAUUGACCCCCAUGUGUGGGGAUAUGGCUUCCUGGCUGUUACUGUUAUCAACCUGGCAUCAUUGCUGGGUCUGGCUCUCAUUCCUUUAACUAAAAAAGCCUACUUCCCCAAAGUGCUCACCUAUUUCAUUGGUCUGGCUAUUGGCACGCUCUUCUCUAAUGCUGCUCUCCAGCUUAUACCCGAGGCCCUUGGGUUUGACCCAAAAGUAGACAGUUACGUCCUCAAAGCCAUUGGGAUCUUUGGUGGAUUCUACGUGCUUUAUUUCACAGAGAAAAUUCUGAAGAUCAUCCUAAAGACAGAAUAUGAGCAUGGACAUGGACACAGUCACUUCCACCCCACAGAGAAUGUUCAGCAGAAUGGCGUCAACAUUAUGGCAGAACCUGAUUUCAACUUUGCCAGUAGCGAAAAGGCCAGCAUAACAUCUGACUCCCCAGUCAAACAGGGGUCCUGCAGAUGGCUCAGAGGCAGAGAGCUGUCCGGUGUGAAGACGGUGGCAUGGAUGAUCUCGCUGAGUGACGCUCUGCACAACUUUAUCGAUGGACUGGCCAUCGGAGCCUCGUUCACUGUGUCUAUUCUCAACGGCUUUAGCACAUCUAUCGCUAUCGUCUGUGAGGAGUUCCCUCACGAGCUGGGUGACUUCGUCAUACUGCUGAAUUCAGGGUUGAGUGUUCCACAGGCCAUCUUCUUCAAUCUGCUGUCUGCUAUGUCCUGCUACGUGGGUCUGGUCCUGGGCAUCCUGUUGGGCAGCACUUUUGCCCCAAACGUCAUCUUUGCUUUUGCUGGUGGCAUGUUCCUCUACAUUUCCUUGGCCGAUAUGUUCCCAGAAAUGAACCUGAUUGCUAGAGAACAUGUGCAGAGCACAAGGACAGAUGUCAUUUUUUUUGUGAUCCAGAACGCUGGACUGCUGACAGGAUUUGCCAUUAUUCUGCUUAUAACCAUGUUUGCUGGGGACAUUAACCUAGGCUGAGCUACAUGUCCACCCUGCCCUUAAACAGAUGUUCUCAAUUGGUUUGGCUUCAGGACCCAUAUUUUACAUUGCAAAUUAAGUGGCAACCCAAUACAGUAACAGAACACCACAGUUUGAUUGUAUGGGCAGCCUUUGAUGUCAACAACAACAGAUAUAAGAAGCAUUUUCUCAUCUCUUUUAAAAGUUGAUAAGCCUAUAUACUGCAUUUUGCUAUCCGCAACCAUAUCACAACAGAUCUAGAACCCAUUUUUGCGUUGCGACCUGGCAGUUGAGAACCACUGCUAUUAAAGUAUUCCAUUCUGUGCCUUUCUUGUGCACUUUCCAUUCAUUACAAUAGUCUCAUAUAAGCUAUUUAUUUGAGAAAAAACACAACUUCAUAUUGCUUAAAUAAUUUGUACAGAAGAAACUUGGCUAAAUCAUUAGGUGUAUUAAAUGAUUUUUUUGUUGUUCUGAAAAUGCAUAAAUCUGAGGAUUUUUUACGGUUGUAAAUAAACUUUACUGACAUGGUAUUUCGUAUAAAAUAGGCACAGAGUAAUGUAUGCAUUGUAUGUGUGUUACUUUGUAAUUAACAUUUUAAGUCAAUCACAAUAAAGACAAACAAGAAUUGUAUUAAAAAGUCCAAAUGUAUGUUUUUUCCUCCAUUGGACAUCCAUCUGUUAUACAGCUGAUUUAUACAUCUAUACAUUUAGUUCAUAUUCAUUAAACACAUAUUUUACACUUAAAAGCAUCUUUGAACAGGACAGUGAGUGCAAUAUUCUUUACAGUCCAAAUUAAAAACAACAUUCUCUUCAAAAAUAUACAUCUAAAUUGUUCUCAGAACAUUACUCCUACACUUUAAAGUGGUACAAAAAAAUCAGAUCACACCAGGAGAUAAAAUAGCUUUCAAACAUACAGUUUGGACCAAAUUAUUGGGCGAAUCUCACAAAACCUAUCAAGAACCUGUCUGCAUUUCAUCCCAAAAUUCAAAAGAAAGAAACUAGAAUUUUGAUUUCACUGAACAUAUUUAUUGCUGUAUUUCACUGUUUCAAAUAUCACAAUAAAGAGAAUCUAAUAAGAAUCACUAUUGAUAUUAAUGGGAAGUGAAAAAUAACUAAAACUGGUCAAAUGUCAUUAUGGUAAUGAGAAGUUGGGGAGAAAAGCGUGCUGGUAACACUUUACAAUAAGGUGGUGUUUGUUAACAUUGAUUAACUACUUUAGUUAACAUAAAAUAAUGAGAAUAUAAACAGCAUUUAAUAACCUUGGUCAUCGUUAAUUUGAACAUAUACAAAUCUAAAAUAUAAAAAUGUAAAUGUUAAGAUUAGUUAAUGCAUUAUUACUUAACAUGAACUAGCAAAAAACAAUUGUAUGUUCAUAAAUUAACAUUAACCAAGACUAAUAAAUGCUCUAAAAAAAUACUGUUCAUUGAUAGUUCAUGAUUCCUAAUGCAUUUACAAAUGUUAACAAACACAACAUUAUUGUAAAGUGUUGCAAUACAAGAAAUUGUUUUGGGAUGAAAUGUGACCUGGACAAGUUUUCAUGAGAUCCCCCAUUAUGAGGCACAUCAGCUCUAAAAGAACUAGAAGAGCACAGUUCUACAUGGUAGCCACUGAACCAGCAGAACAAACAGAAGAUGGCAUGGAGUUACACGCACACAUACCGCAGAAGUUCUAAAGCACUUAAAUAAGGGCCCUAUACGCAGAACUCAGGCUAAACCACACCACAGAACAGCAUGUCAACCCGAGGGGUCAUCAUGGCAACAGGCACAACUGAUGCGAAACUCACAAUUGUUCACAUUGCAACAAUCGACAUGACAGAGGGCGAAUCACUGAUAUGGUUGGAAUGGAGAUACCGUCCGUUUUCUGAUAGGAUCUGUCUUAAACUGCAUCACAAUGACAUUGUGACAUAAAGCUUCUUGGUCAAACAUUCAAACAUCUAUAGGUCUCUGGAAGAGGUUGGCAGAACUUGUUUCUUGGAGUGAUGCAAUAAGAUGAGGUAGAUGAGUUUAGACAUUUGCCCCAUGGGUUGCAGAUGCUGUGGCCUGCAUCCAGCAUGUUGCCAGGGAAACAGCCUCCUGAUAUUGCAUUCUGUAGGGGAGUGGAGCGUCCAACUGAUCAUACAUACAAAUCUAAGUCUAGCCUAAUUUCAAUCCAUACUGCUGGAUCACAGCUGACCAGUCACUGUACAGAAACUACUCAAGAUAUUAUUUACUAGCCUACUACUAUUACUACUAAUAUACUGUAUUAUAUUACAGUACUGUGCUCUCCUCUAGGGAGCUACUGUAUAUCUUUACAAUAAGACGACAUUAUAGCUUUACACGACUGUCUAAUAUGUCAGAUAAAACAGUAACCGAUUCACACAAAUCAAUGCUUCCAUCACAACUUGAUGAGUCAUGAUUGAAGCUACUCUUGGCUUAAAGGAUUAUGUAAACAAUGCCAAUCAAUAAAAAUAAGCAUUGAUACAACCAUUCAGACACACUGGCACCAUCAGUAUCUCUAAACAAUUACAAAUACUGCACUGGCUACAUGAUCUUAUGUGGAAUGUGGAGGAUAUUUAUGAAUUUGUGUCAACAAAUAUUGGAAUCUACAAACAUUCAUUCAUUGUGAAUUGCAAUAAAAUCCACAUCUAUUCUUUAAAUGUUUUCACAGUAUUUUUCAGUAUUAAAUCGAUCAUAAAUCUCGUCCUUUCAUGACUAUAUCCAGAGAAUUUUACAAAAAAGCUGUGAUGAUUUCACAUUGUUUGCUCACAACACUUCGACAGUUUUUAGGUUAUGUCAGCUAUAAAACUGACAAAUGUUAUUGUUCUCUAAUCAACCUACACAUUCAAAUGUGCUCUUAAUGAACAAGAACUCCAGCUCAAUACUUAUAUGUAUGUACAUAUAUACUGCAUUGUUUUGAUAUUUGUAAAAAGCUACUAGGAGCUGCCACUCUAAAUAAAUGUCAAGUGAGACAUUAACAAUAAUUAUUAUAAAGAUCAAAUGAGGAUUUGUGAGAUACAGUAUUUACUGCAAACUGAAAAGUCUGAAAAUGGUCUUGACUUGGUUUUUAUCCACAUAACACAGCUCCAGUUUUUGGCAUUUGUGAUGAGCACAAUCAAUUGAUUAAAUACUGUCUGCUCAAUCAUUUGUUAAAUUAUAAACCUGCAUCCAUUACAUUUCAGUGAUAAGACUACUUUAAGACAAAAGUUAAUACAAAAUUUAAAAUAAAACCCCAACAGAACCAUAACCCAACCAAAAAACAAACCCAAAAACAAACCCUAACAAAACAAAUGAAACAUCCUAACCAAACAAAAACCCUAAUAAAAUAAAUAAAACCCCUAACCAAACAAACAAAACAAACCUAACAUAACAAACAAAAAUCCUAACCAAAAAACUGAACAAAAACAAAAAAUUAAACCGUAAAAAAAAAAAAGAGAAAACACACACACACACACACACACACACACACACACACACACACACACACACACACACACACACACACACACACACACACACACAAAAACC